AUGUCAGAGAAACUAUCUAGUGACAUUCUACGGGAGAUAUUUAGUCAAUUUGAUAAAGACCCAGGCAAAUCCCGUAAACAUGUAGUGAGAGAACGCCGAGACUUGCUCUCGUGUGCGUUGGUGAAUCGUCAAUGGUGUGAAGUUGCUAUUCCACUUCUAUGGCGUAGAACUUUCUUUCAACUACGGGAAAGUUAUAGUCCGAUACCACCCAAUCCAAAACUUAUCGAUGCGUAUUUUUAUCAUUUGAAUGAUACGGAACGGAUGAAUUUAUUAUCUCAUGAUUUUAUCCUCCCCAACUAUAAUAAUGAAGAUAGCGAUAAAGACAACUACAGUAACGAUGAUGAUAAUAAAUUACAUUCACACUUCAAUUAUCCUUCGUAUUUGCGCCAUUUGGAUUUCUCAUUGAUGUUACAUUCAGUAGAGGAGUGGUGUCUACGUAGAGUUCAACGACGACCACGAUACGAAUACCUGAAUUCAGAAGAUUCAAGCGACGACAGUUUAUUCGACUAUGACGAUGACAAUUCAAGAUUCUAUAAUAAUAAACUUGUCCACGUGCAUAGUGAACAACAAUUCGCCCGACUUUCGUUGAAGAAACGAGUAAAGUUGUUAACCCCAGCAGUGACGCGUAUACUAUUACGCAUAUUUAAACGUAAUUCUGCGGUUAUUAAUACUCUGCAAUGUUGCGGGGAACGAGUUGAUCACGAUGAGGAUUAUUUGAUAAUUGCAGAGCCUGAAUUCGCUGAAUUUUUCUCCAGCGUCAGAAAAGUGAUUUUGGAUUCUCCGUUUUACUUGGAUAGAGUUCUUCUCUGUUUGUCGAUAGCAUGCAAAGAUUUGGAAGAUAUAGAUGUUUCCUUUUUCCACCGAAGAGGCCGCAACAAACCAAUUGCUCCAACGAGUUGGUACCUCUCCAGCUACGAGGUGAAAAACGUUACCACACUAAUAGAAUCCCAAAAAAAUCUUAAAACUCUAAUAAUUAGAUACUGUGAAAUAACCGAUCUUGUAAACCAUGUAAUGCCCUCGUUCAAAUCUCAAGCAAGCACAUUACGUCGACUUAUUCUUCAUAAUGUGCUUGAGCGACUACAUAAAAAUAAUGCCUUGUUCCGAUGUUGUGCCGUGGUUGGAAGUGUCGUUUCCUGA
Ambispora leptoticha is the source of this 1137-nucleotide messenger RNA. The record is from the annotation of a GenBank genome assembly. Lineage: Eukaryota; Fungi; Glomeromycota; Glomeromycetes; Archaeosporales; Ambisporaceae.